This is a messenger RNA of Limulus polyphemus (Atlantic horseshoe crab), 1175 nucleotides long. RefSeq names its product pleckstrin homology domain-containing family B member 2-like. NCBI's taxonomy places the organism in Eukaryota, Metazoa, Arthropoda, Merostomata, Xiphosura, Limulidae. The transcript is spliced from 8 exons. The record is from RefSeq and is a predicted model, not a curated record. The coding region runs from base 133 to 759 and encodes 208 amino acids. Gene Ontology annotation, cellular component: membrane. Gene Ontology annotation, biological process: regulation of cell differentiation.
GGCUCUGCAGUAUAACUUUUAGUAAUCAGCUGGCUUUAAAUUACUAUACGUGCGUAUUGGUUUGUUGGGUAUAAUUGCCAGGAUAAGCACAAAAAGUAAAUAGGUUGAAAUCCUGUGACAGAAAGUAUAAAUAUGGAUAACUCUGUGAUUGCUAAAAGUGGAUGGCUUUUGAGACAAUCAUCUAUUCUGAAUAAAUGGAAAUGGAGUUGGGUUGAAUUUUAUCGAGAUGGACAGCUGAAAUAUUAUGAAAAUGAACACAGCCCCAAUGCAGAUGAUAUCAUCCACAUUACCAUGGAAUGUUUAGCCAUAAAAUCAGGCUCACAGGUUGAAGGUGUACAGCCCCCUGAGGGUUUAGGAGUUCAGAAUCUGUUCUCUGUAGCUGCUUCUUCAGGAAAAACAUGGAUAUUCUGUGGAGAAUCACUAGAUGAUAUGAGGGCCUGGCAGCUAGCUUUGGAGCAAGUAAGGAUGUUUGGUGUGCAGCCCAGAGCCUGUGGACAGCCACCUCCUUAUUUACCAUACUCACCUGGUUAUCUUCCCGGCUAUGCUGGAGAUAGUCCUGUUACUUACAUUCAGCCAUACCCUUACCAACAAGCACCAUAUUAUCCUUAUCUCUCUGCUUAUGAAUCCCCACAGAUCCAGAGUCCAGUUGUUUACCCACCUCAACGUUAUUAUAGACCUGAUGGUACAGAUAUGUCUAUGAGGAUGCUGACAGGUUCUGCUCCUGGGACAAUGAUGUGGACUCCUGUUUUGUGGUGGUAAUAAUAGUUCCAGAAGAAGAACGUUUUCCUUUUUGUAGUAACCUGAAUAUAGCUUGAAAGUAUAUGUCAACUUUAUGUAGCUUCUAAACAGUUGAACAAAACAAGAUAACUACAUGUCAGAGAAGAUUUCUUUACAUCAUUUGUGCAAAUCACAAAAGCUAGGAAUCAUUUUUGUUAUCCUAAAUUGUUUUUGAUGUGAUAGAUAGUUGUUGUUUGUUUGAUAUACACAAUUUUCAAGUUCGUUUCUGGUUCUAUAAACUUUUUAAAAUAUAACUUUAUUGCCAUUCCCAAUAAUACUGCAGGUCAUACUACAAUAAUACUACUUAUUUCAAUUUAUUUCUGACUGAUUGUCUUGUAUUAUUUUAUGUUUGAUGUAUAAAGCACAUAAUAAAUGUUAUAUGAACAAUUCAAUACCCA